AGCCGCGGGCGAGCGGACGGAGGCCAGAACCCUACCAAAACCCUACCCCUCCUCCUCCUCCUCCGCCCCAGCCGCCCGGUUCCGCCACCCAGGGCUCCGGCCGGCCAGGAACGCCGACCUCGCUGGCUUCUUCCCCUUCCUCCGCACCGCAGCCGCAGGACAAUGAGUUUGCCGAGGAACUGUGAGUCAAGGAUUUCAUCAGCACGGUUUAGAGGCCAGAGCCUAGUUCCCAAUCCCGAGUCUAUCGUGCAGGAUGGACCGACAUGCACAUUUUACGCAAUUAUUGCAUGCGCGAUCAUGCAGCUCCGACUAACCAUGUUCAAGUUGGGCCUCAUAUGCAACAUCUUCUUUGAUGCGCGUUCUUUCGUUUCUCAGUAUGUCAGGAGGUAUGGACCACUUGAUUGUGAUCCUGGCCCAAGGGAGAAACGGGCUCUGAUCAUGUUCAGGGAUGAAGGCAUACCAGCAUACGACUUCUCUGGUAGCCCUCCAUUCAUCCCCAGACUGAUGAAGAUCAAGGAGUUUACAUCCUUCCCUCCUUUGCCCGAUCCCUCUAGGCCAGGUUCUCAGCUUGUCUUGACUUUUGAGUUCGUUGCUUACCUGAUUCAGCAAGGAAGACCCGUGCUUGGAAGUUUCCCUGUCCGGUUAGAUAAGGACAGUCAGGGUUUUACAGAGUUUGACAAGUUGGGUGAUAAUAUAUAUGACUACUGGUCACCGACACUGCCUUGCGACCCCAACCUGCAGCCUGCAACCCACCUUGUCACUUUUGUGGAUUAUGGUAAGGCUGAAGAUAGACCGUUCUUAAAGUUUGUGAACACUCACGGCCGGACAUGGGGAGCGGAUGGGUUUGGCAAGAUAUUCUUCAGUUCUAUCUAUCAGAGAGACGACACUUUCUGUUUCCACGUCCUGUCAUUCGAUGAGCCCUUACCUUCCUCUUCGCCCCCGUCACAUACGGCCAUCAGUGAUCGGUUCACACUGCCGCCACCACCUACAGUGCAACCGCCAUUUCGCGGUUGGCAUGGUAUUCAAAUCACUGAACCCAUCUAUGAGGCUGUGCAAGUGAGGAAUGUAAAGGUCGCUAAAAUCUCCCUAAGUGCAGCUGUGCAGGACCGUGAGGAGUUAUUUUCCUUUUCAGGAGACACUGAACAUGUGGAUAUGCAGAGUCAUGAUGAAGUGUCUCAAGGCGCAUAUGUGACCUCCAAAUAUGCACAAGGAGCGCAUACCUUACAUCUUCCUUCGCCUGCUCCCGAACAUCAGCCGCGCCCUACUGCCUCUGUUCCACCGGUGAGAACUGUGAAGGUCGCGCAUGUCUCCCUAAGUGCAACUGUGCAAGAUAUUAAGGAAUUCUUUUCCUUUUCAGGAGAUAUAACAUGUCGAUCUGCAGAGUGGUGAUGAGUGGUCUCAAAUUGCGUAUGUUGCUUUCAAAGAUGCACAUGAAGUAGAGGCUGCAGCUCGUCUUUCGGUGAGCAAAUGAAAGGCUCAACCUGCUGUAUUGGUGCCUGCCCGGAGUCUGUGUUGUAUUCGUCAACCUGUUGUAUUGGUGCCAACAAAAACAAGCCAUCCUGCCUCUGCAUCAAAACAACUGUUAACAUUUUCCCUUUUGUAGACUGGGAAAUCUGCUAGCUACUGACCACAAAUCAUUCAUCCUGAGUUAGAAUUAGCAUGAACGCAUGCUGUUUACUGUA
Messenger RNA from Triticum aestivum (bread wheat), 1682 nucleotides. RefSeq lists its product as uncharacterized. The transcript has 7 exons. NCBI's taxonomy places the organism in Eukaryota, Viridiplantae, Streptophyta, Magnoliopsida, Poales, Poaceae. Bases 163 to 1389 code for a protein of 408 amino acids. The record is from RefSeq and is a predicted model, not a curated record.